AGUCCAAAUGUCUUUUGAAUUUCACAAUAAGUUUAUUCGGCGUGUCACUUCGGCAGUAUAGAGAUCCACAUUCACAGCUUGCUCAAGUGUUUCCCAGCCUUUUUCAACGGACGUCUAGUAACGUCUGGUAACCAGAUCAGAAUGUUUAUGUUGGAUAUGAGUUCUUCCUGAUGUACUACUUUGUGGCUCCCUUCUAGUAUCUCGAAAAUUGAAAUGCUGUCAGACCACUAUUCACUACCCAACUGACUACCGGCGCAGAAAACUAUUCCAUUGGCAUUUGUGACCAGCGAUAUGGCUGAAUUCGGAACGACGGUGCUCCGUCCCGACGUCAGUGCCCUGGAUACGUUGACCCGUCACUUGCCUGUGUGGAACGUGCUGCCUCCAGUGGCGCUGCAACUCCGGUGUGUUUCGUCUCGAGGCGACGUCAUCGUGUUUGGUACCCAUCUGGACGUGGUGUUGGUGUUUUAUCGUGACAACGGUGAGCUACAGAAAGUGUCUUUGGAGGAUGGAUUCAAGCUAUUUGCAUCCAAACACCAAGAAGGCAUCUCCACCACAUGUUUCUCCCCGGUUCUGCCAUCCGGUCAAUCAAGAGUGGCUAUUGGCCGGAGCUGUGGAAAGGUGCACGUGAUACAAUUCUCCAACAAAGAUGCCGAGCGUAAGAGCACACAGCUUGGCAGCAUCCAUAAAGAGGAGGUCACAUCUCUGGACUGGGAUACACGUGGUAUGAUGCUGUUCUCGGCCGAUACUUCUGGCCGUGUGUUUGCCUCACAUCUGGACAUGAAAGGUGGUGAGCACAAUUCCUGGCAGGUCUAUGAUGCCAGGCAGAGUGUUGUGCAGAUCUCCUACUCCAACAUGCAACUGCUUGUGGUCACAGCUGACUCCUGCACCCUCUGCCACAUCCACCAGAAUGUCUUCAAGAAGAAGCCAGCGAAAAUCAACCAGGGCAGACCACAACCGCUGGCCUGCCGCGGCGGUAUCAUGCUUAAAGAUGGCGACAGGACGGCCUGCUUCCUGUCUUGUCAGACGCUUAACUUCCUGGAGGCAUCAGCGGAGGGAGAGGUGACACGCAUCACUCCACUGUUUCAUCAAGUGGAAUGUGGCACUUUUGAUAAGGUGACCUUGCCAGCCGGCCACAUGCCCGAGAGUCCGCUCGCUGCCCGGGCGUUCGAGGAGGGUCUCGAAUUUGGCCGCGUUCUGACCACUGGCCCGUACCUGGUAACGUGGUGCAGCAGUCAUGUCUGGUUGAUACAGCCCUCACCGGCGAUCACGGUUAUCGCCUCUUGUACUGCCGAGUCGCCGUCUGAAUUUGUUGAUGUGUGCGUUGACGGAACAGCAAUCUUUGUGCUGCGCAAACAGUGUGGCAAGGCCUGCCCGGUGUUGCGUCUUGCAGUUGGCCAAAGUGCUGGCUCCAGCUCGCCGUCCCGCAGCCGAUCAUCCUCCAAGCAUAUCUCAGAUGUGGCGGACGUGCAUGUCGCGACAUCGGAAAAGGUACCUGAUCUGUCCACACCCACUACUACUCAUGGUCCAGAGCCCAAAGACUCUCCUGGUACACCUACCUCCUAUACCGCCGGAGCUGCUGCUACUGCUGCUACUGUUACUGUUGCUGACGUGUCGGCUGAGCGCAAUGCUGAGACAACGGGCCACAUGCUCCAAAACUCCAUGACGGAUUUCACUGAUCGCUUCAAGAACUUGGUGAGCAAGGGCCUGGGGAGCACCGCCGUGUCGCCUGGUGUGCCCGUGGAGAGUGAGCAAAUGGAUGAGCGGCUCGCUGCUGUUAUCCGAAGUGAUCGCGACGCAGCGAUGGCGUCUGGACAGCAUGUUCCUCCUGCCAAUGUCGCUGCUGCCGCGGAUAGUCUUGCUGCCCAGGAGCCCGCAGCUCAAUCAGAUCAGCAGCAACAGGCACAGGUUGGCUGGCUGGACAAGCUGCGCAAUCGUGGACACGUGCCACCUUCACUUGAACACUCUGGAAGCGGCAAGACACCGUCACCGUCCCCGGCGAUGCCAGCACCGGAAUCCCGAGAGUUUAUCAAGCAGUGGAUGAGUGAUCAGCCUCCCAGCCUGGCCAAUGAUGAUGAAGACAGCUUGGUGGUGGCAGCUCCUGUUCAGAAAAAGAAAAAGAAGAAGAAGAAGGUGGUCAAACGGGAUGCUGGCACUGCCCAAUCAUUGGGCGAUGUGUCUCCUUCAAUGGCUGCAAUGGCUGUUGGCGGCCGAGAUCGCAGUGAUAGUGCAGUGAGUGCGGACGGUGGUGGUGGCAGUGACUGCUGCACUGCUGGAGCAUUUCACACUGGUGAUAUUGUAGCGAGUGCUAAUGCCAUGCUUGUCGCCACUCAGGAGGCCCUGCAGCGUUCAACUUCAGUUCCGUCGUCUGCUCAGCCGGCUCUCUCGACUGAUGCUGCUGCAGGUGCACCUGUUGACGUCACCGCUGGACUCCCGUCCACUGUUGGAUCGACUGGCGGUAAUGAUGAUGUCCCAGCAGCACUGGGCCAUGCCGCCACCGCUAAUAGCAACAAUUCUACUGGUAUUCCUGCACCUGUGCGUUCCUCUACACCCGUUUCACCUGCGCCAGGGGCGCGUGUGCAGAGUGUAGGUGAGACUACGGAGGCUGUCAGCACUUUGGACCAGCGGCCAACUGGACCAGCGACUCUUGAUCUGGGUGUUGCGGAAAUAUCGUCGUUGCCUACUACUACGCCUUCUCCAUUGCAAGUCUCGCCUGUGAAGGUUCCUAGUGCACGUACUAGCACAGGAGCUGGGACACCUACUGCCGCCGCACUCGUGUACGACGUGUCAUCGGCCGAUGAUCUAGCAUCUUCGGCAGAUCAUGACCUCAAUGCCAGUGCCAUGUCCGUUGGAGGAGCUGACGCUGCUGCCGCCACAUCACAAGAUGAACUAGAUGGGGGAGAUCUGGUUCACCAGAGCUAUGAUGCAAGCUUACCAGCUCACCUACUGGGCCAGACACAUGCCUCAGAUGAUGCUGGAGAAGAAGCGACGACGGGAGCAGCAGCAGCAGCGCCUUCUCAAAGCCAGUUAGCCGCCCCUACCCGCCGCUACGACCCAGGAUUUGGCCGGGACAGUGCCUCCAAACUCUCGUGUCCGUCUCGGCGUCACUUGACCUGCUUGGCCAUGUCAAGGAAACACAUCUGGAUAUCGGACAGUGGUGACUACAUCUACAAUUGGUCGAAUGACACACUGGCGUGGACUUAUGUGAAAGGUGCGUAUGCCGCGAAGCUGGCCGCAUCUCAAUCAUCCGAUGUCGUCUGGGCUCUCUCUCGCCAGGGUAUAGUCGCAGCCAGGGCUGGCAUGUCCAGCGCAGCACCUCUGGGUACCAGCUGGCUCAAACUGGGAAAGCUACGCAUGAAGUGCAUCGCAAUCGAUGCCGACACUGCAUGGCUGGUGACACGUGACGGACAGCUACUACGAAGGCGCAAUCUGGUGGCUGAAAACCCGCUGGGGGAGAAAUGGCACGAGGAGGGCACCUCAUCGCUCACCAACUCCAUUGUACAGCUGGCUGCUGGUAAUGGUGUCUUGUGGGCGCUCACAACGCACGCUGCUCUCUUGGUGCGCGCAGGCAUCAGCGAUGCAAAUCCGCUUGGCACAUGCUGGGAAGAGGUCGACAACAAACUGCGUGCCAGUUGCAUCGCCAUCGGUCAGAAUGGCUACUGCUGGUGUGUCAGCAGUGACGGUAUAGCAUGCUUCAUGCCCGACGUGACACUUGACAGCCCUAGCGUGACUGACAAGCAAUGGUGGCAGGUAUCUCUGGGCCUGCAGCUGAUGAGGGACACGUCGCUUCUUUCCAGCAUCAAGGACGCGUCCGCUCGCGUCACCUCCCUGUGGAGCAGCAAGCAUUCGGAUCCUGAUCAGUCGGUGAAGCUGGUAUCCUGUAGUAACCUUGGCGUUGGCGUGAUCACAUCAUCAUCUGUUCUGCUCUACUCCAGCAGUGACAUGCUUGGCAUGGUAUAUUUACCACCCAGCAUUGCCUCGCUCGCCGAAACAACUAUCUGGCUUCUUGUUGAUGCGUCCACGGCGUUCAAGAGUAAAGGUCUGGUGUGGUUACUGAGUCCAACUGGUGAGAUCUUCUCGUUGCCGCGCGAUGGCAGGCCACACCCCGUGCCCAUUCCCGAUGGCUGCAGUGUGCAGCGCCUGUCAGCGUCGCACCACGGCGUGUUUGGCCUGACCAGCGAUGGAACGCUGUACAUGCGCACUGGCGUCACCGACUACUGCCUGGCCGGCUUGAGCUGGGAGGUGGUGCAGCCACCUUCUGCUGCUGCCGCAACUGUGGCCAUGUCCUGUGGAAACACUGUCACUUGGCUGGUGGAUGCCAAGGGCCAGGCCUGGGUGCAGAGCUGCACACCCACUGGCACUUUCCAUGAAGACUGGGCGUGCAUUGGUCCUCCGCCGCAUUCCAAACUUGUCCAGGUGGUGGUUGGCCCAGGUGAUUGGCAUGUGUGGGCGUGCGACAGCAGUGGCAACGUGUACGCGCGCACUGGCAUCUCUAUCAGCGCGCCGGCCGGCAAGAGCUGGGAAGCGGCGCCCAACGUGGACGCCACCGACAUCUCCAUCUCGGCCAAUGCCGUGUGGGCGCGCUGUGCCAACGGCGACAUUGUGCUGCGCGUGAACGUCUCGCCGAGCAACCCGGUGGGCGACUACUGGCGACGUAUACCAGGCAACUUUGCCACCGUCUCGGCCACACCGGAUGAUGACGAGCUGUGGCUGCUGGACGACGAUGGUCGUCUGUUCGUGCGCAACACACGUGUCUACACGGCUGUUGUACAGCCGGAGGAGAACGAGCAGCUCGUCGAGUCAUGGGAGCUGGUACCAAAGUCGUAACAACACGAGUGUUUCCUGAUGUUUUGUAUUACCACAGACAUGACAUUAAUGACGCAAUUUUCCACUCUACAACAGUUACUAUUGUGUGGUUUCGAACACGUUUUUGAUACCUCUCACAACACACAACAUGGGCCACACUAGUAUGUCAAGGCACAUUGGUUUUUUAACAUCUAUCUAGAGAAGAAUCGAAGAAAACCUAGCAGUUCUGUAUUGUCUAGUUUCAUUUUUUAACUAAGAGCACUAUGACCGUACUGUAUGUACAACAGGCCUCAUCCGGUAGCAGUGGCAUUAACAGCACUAGUGCAGAAUCACAGCAUUUCCUUCAAAGAUACUCGUAUAUAAUUGAAAAUCUAUUUCUAUGAAUGAACAUCGCAGACCAAAGAA
Molecule: messenger RNA, 5208 nt
Organism: Sycon ciliatum
Lineage: Eukaryota; Metazoa; Porifera; Calcarea; Leucosolenida; Sycettidae
Product: tectonin beta-propeller repeat-containing protein 2-like
Exons: 10
Coding region: 292-4824 (1510 amino acids)
Molecular function (GO): protein binding
Source: RefSeq, a predicted model, not a curated record